UCGUGCAUGUGUCCGUGUUACUCAGCGAGGUAGGGAGGAGAUCAAGGCCCGAUAGCCAAGAAGGUGAGCAAGAACCGUUUUCAGGGAUUCGCCUCGUCCGUCGCUGCGACCCCAGCUUUCUUGGCGCCUGCAAAGGGACACCUUCCACCGACUACAUGCGUGACAUGCCAUUGAGAGGAGGGUAUACACGUCUUUAUCCCGGGCUCCGCACGCCAGAGUGGGAUACACAUGUCGGCACAAUAAGGCACAAGUGAAGCGCCGCAGCCAUGGCGCUCAACAAGAAGGAUGAGGACGCUGAUGGCCUGCUGAAAGUGGAUCGAACCAGCGUAUUUCAAGAAGCGCGCGUCUUCAACUCAUCACCCAUCUCUCCCCGAAGAUGUCGAGUACUUCUCACCAAGAUUGCUCUUUUACUCUUCACCGGCGAAAAGUUCCCACAGCAAGAAGCGACAUCCCUCUUCUUUGGCAUAAGCAAGCUUUUUCAGAACAAAGAUGCCUCGUUACGGCAGAUGGUGUACCUUGUCAUCAAGGAGCUGAGCAAGGAUGCGGAGGAUGUCAUCAUGGUCACGAGCAGCAUCAUGAAAGACACAGCAGCAGUGGGGAGUGAUGUGGUGUACAGGGCGAACGCUAUUCGGGCAUUAUGUCGAAUCAUAGACUCGCAAACCGUGCAAGCAAUAGAACGCAACCUCAAAACUGCGAUCGUCGACAAGCAACCCUCGGUCUCCUCGGCAGCGCUGGUGUCUUCGUACCAUCUGCUUCCCAUAGCUCGCGAUAUCGUCCGGCGAUGGCAAGGCGAGACGCAGGAGGCAGCCUCAUCCACCAACCGUUCAUCUGGCUUCAACCUUGGCUUCGGCGCAAGCGCCGCAGCACAGUCGCAGCUUAGCGCAGCCGGCACCAACUAUAUGACGCAAUACCACGCCAUUGGCCUUCUGUAUCAGAUGCGAAGUCAUGACCGCAUGGCGCUCGUGAAGAUGGUGCAGCAAUAUAGCGCAGCUGGUGUUGUCAAGUCGCCUGCUGCGCGAAUGAUGCUCGUACGGCUGGCGGCCAAGCUCGCAGAAGACGACCCCAGCCUUCGCCGACCAAUGAUGAAGCUUCUGGACGAGUGGCUACGCGACAAGAGCGAGAUGGUCAACUUCGAGGCCGCCAAAGCCAUCUGCGCCAUGCCUGACCUGGCCGACAGCGAGGUCACGCAAGCCAUCCACGUCCUUCAGCUCUUCCUCACUUCGCCACGUGCCGUGUCAAAAUUCGCCGCAAUCCGUAUACUACACCAAUUCGCAACGUUCAAACCGGAUGCGGUGCGGUCAUGUAAUCCAGACAUUGAGGCCCUCAUCAGCAACACCAACCGAAGUAUCGCCACCUUCGCGAUCACCACUCUCCUCAAGACUGGUAACGAAAGCAGCGUCGAUCGGUUAAUGAAGCAAAUUAGCAACUUCAUGUCGGAGAUCACGGACGAAUUCAAAGUGACUAUUGUUGAAGCCAUUCGGACCUUGUGUCUCAAAUUCCCAUCAAAACAGGCGGGUAUGCUCACCUUCCUUUCCGGCAUAUUGCGCGACGAAGGCGGGUACGAGUUUAAGCGAGCCGUGGUGGAAAGCAUGUUCGACCUGAUCAAGUUUGUGCCUGAAAGCAAAGAGGAAGCGCUUUCGCAUCUUUGCGAGUUCAUUGAGGACUGCGAGUUUACGAAGCUGGCAGUCCGGAUAUUGCAUUUGCUGGGUAUGGAAGGACCGAAGACACCGCAACCGACCAAGUACAUCCGGUACAUCUACAACCGAGUUGUAUUGGAAAAUGCCAUCGUUCGCGCCGCUGCAGUGACCGCGCUCGCGAAGUUUGGCGUAGGUCAAACGGAUCCUGAUGUCAAGUCGAGCGUGCAUGUGCUGCUGACUCGGUGCUUGGACGAUACCGAUGAUGAGGUCCGUGAUAGGGCGGCAUUGAAUUUGCGAUUGAUGCAGGAAGAAGAUGAGGUGGCGAGCAAGUUCGUCCGGAAUGAUUCAAUGUUUUCUCUACCAGUGCUGGAAGAUCAAUUAGCACAUUACGUCAACGGUACCUCUGCGGAAGCGUUUGCCGAACCUUUUGAUCUAUCCAAGAUACCUGUGGUCACGCGCGAGCAGUCCCUGGCUGAGGACCGGACGAAGAAGCUGACAACCGCUACACCCACCCUCAAGGCGCCCUCCAUCGGACCGAAGAAGGCAGAAGCUGGCACAGCGGUCGCAGAUGCUGCACGCGAGGCAACCGUUGCAAGUCAAAAGUACGCGCAGCAGUUGCAAGCAGUGCCAGAAUUCUCGAACUACGGCGCCGUACUCAAGAGCAGCCCUGUGAUCGAGCUUACGGAAAGCGAGACCGAAUACGUCGUCAACGCCGUCAAGCAUCUGUUCAAGGACCACUUCGUACUGCAAUUCGACAUUAAGAACACAAUACCCGACUAUGUCCUUUCCGAGGUCAGCGUAUUAUGUACACCAACCAGCGGAGACGGUGAGGCAAGCACACUUGAAGAAGAGUUCAUCCUGCCCGCAACAAUGCUGAAGGUGGACGAGCCGGGUAUUGUUUACGUCUCCUUCACUCGACCUGGGGAUGCAGAUUUCGUGGCAGCUUCCUUUACGAAUGUGCUCAAGUUUACGGUCCGUGAGAUCGACCCGUCGACUUCCGAGCCAGAAGAAGGCGGCUACGAAGAUGAGUACCAGGUUGGGGACCUCGAUUUGACGGGCGCCGAUUACGUUCUUCCAGCUUUUGCAGGCUCCUUCGACAACAUCUGGAGCGGGCUGGAAAGCAGCGGCACAGACGAGGCGGAGGAGACACUGCAGCUUUCGAACGCGAAGAGCAUUGCUGAGGCGGUCGAGAUGCUAGUGAAGGCGCUUGGCAUGCAGCCGCUCGAGGGGUCUGAGGUUGCACUUAGUCCAUCAACGCACCAGUUGAGGCUGUACGGCAAGUCUGUCGGUGGCGGGAAGGUCGGCGCGAUGGUCAGGAUGGCGUACUCGGCCAAGAGUGGCGUUACGGUGAAGAUCACGGCUAGGAGUGAGGAAGAGGGUCUCGCUUCCUUGGUGGUCGGAGGCGUGGCGUAGAAGUAUGAUGGCAUGCUUGCGAUUUGAAAAGUCAUGCUACUUCCGCUCGCACGGAUGCACACUUAGCGCGCUUGACACCAUCGUCAAGGAACAGGCUACGAGCAAUCCGUAUCUUGGGGCAGCAGGCUUGUGGAGGGUAAAGAUAGAGGUUAUAAGGGGCGAAGCAGGAGUAACAUGAAUUCAGGAUCAACAGAGCGAAGGAUUUGAGCGCGUGUCGGCGCUUCGCUGGCGCUUUCAAAGCAACACCAAAGGUCUUCAAUCAACACGAAGCUGAGCUUUGUCGCCCGAAGCCUUGAAGCCCUCUGCAGUAUGUCUAACCUGCCUGAUUAAAAUCUACAAAGAGCAAUAUAGUCGACGCGCCAGAAGCGCCUGAGACGGCACCACCACAGUGCAGCCUAAGGCACGUUGUAGAUGUCCGCUUGUCCCGUUAGGCGAAGUUUCUAUUCGCAUCGCAGAAACAAUUCUCUAGCAUGUCUUCUCACAAGGCUAAG
Baudoinia panamericana UAMH 10762 is the source of this 3541-nucleotide messenger RNA. RefSeq lists its product as uncharacterized. Bases 267 to 3050 code for a protein of 927 amino acids. Gene Ontology annotation, biological process: endoplasmic reticulum to Golgi vesicle-mediated transport; protein secretion; intracellular protein transport. The transcript has 4 exons. Gene Ontology annotation, molecular function: structural molecule activity. Gene Ontology annotation, cellular component: endoplasmic reticulum; endoplasmic reticulum-Golgi intermediate compartment; COPI vesicle coat. The record is from RefSeq and is a predicted model, not a curated record. Lineage: Eukaryota; Fungi; Ascomycota; Dothideomycetes; Mycosphaerellales; Teratosphaeriaceae.